Molecule: messenger RNA, 1135 nt
Organism: Striga asiatica
Lineage: Eukaryota; Viridiplantae; Streptophyta; Magnoliopsida; Lamiales; Orobanchaceae
Source: the annotation of a GenBank genome assembly
GUCCUCUGUGCUAAGCUUCUAUACUGCCCUCCAGAUCGAUCCAUCGACCUGCAUAUCCCCAUGUCUGAGUUUCUAGCAAGUCAUUCAAAGACCCUAACUUGACCUGAGUUCCUUCAUCAAUGGUCACCAUCGACCUCCAAAAUGUUCCAAACAAAAUAAAAUAACUUCUUCCAUUUCCUCUCUUCCCCUUCUAGUUUUCGUUUCUACUGUUUCACCGGCGAAGCUCCGCCGCACUCAACCGGCACGUUAUCCCCGAAAUUAGGCGUCCUCACAACUGAAGCGAGGUUCUGACUGGAAACCCCUUCAGUUCUCUCUAUCGCGCGCAUACAUGGCAGCCGUUUCUGGCUCAAUUUUGAAUAUUUCAGGUAUCAAAAGUCACCCAAUUGAUGGUACAGGUCGCACAAAGUUGCCUUUCCAGAUUCAUAAUCACGACUCUUACAGAUUCAGUAAACCACAAUGUAGGAUAGCAUUGUUUUCGAAAAAGUUUGGAAAUCACUCGAAUCAAUAUUUCCAUCAUCGGUUUCCAUGCACCACACACAUUUUGUCAUCCGGAAGAAACUAUCCGCUGGACAACAACAACAACGCUCACAGGCCUUCCUUGUUAAACUUCAUUCGAGAUGUCAUGGGGACCCUUAGGAGUUUAUUUCUCUUUCUAGCUGAACAGCCGAGCCAGCUAAAGUAUAUUGAAUGGCCAAGCUUUGGGAGCACGCUGAAGACUGCUACAUUGACUCUUGUUCUGGUUGCUGUUCUUAUUGUUGCACUUUCCUCGGUUGAUUCAGCCUUGUCUUAUCUAUUGGCUUUGCUUUUGCGGAGAAAGUUAUGACUACAAAAAAUGAGGUUGCUGAGAAUUUCGCAGAAAUGGUGAGGUGUGAAAUGAAAAGAUAGCUUAGUAUCACAAACCACUCCAUAGUUUCACAUGUGACGUGGCGCACGUUUUUAUUGGAUGCAUGCAUUAGAUAUCAAACACAAACAGUGCUAUGUAUUUCUUGUGGGUUUAGAUAAUAAUGAAAUGUAGGUUUAGACUGCUAUUAUUUCUUGUGCAGUUUUCCCAUUUACUGAUGUGUUUUAACUCUGAAAUUGAUAAAGUGCACAGUCAAUGGCUAGCUUAUAAUUGCAACCCAUGUAUAGAGUUCGU